AAACAAUCACAGAUUUACUGAAAAUAAGUGCUUUCGAUACCAUAAUUCUAUAUCUCUAAUCGCCCAUGUGAUGGUGCGAAUGCGCGUCAGUUCAGUGGAAUAAUUUAUUACAGAAUCCGGAAUACAGAAUACAGAAUAGAGUGUGAGGCUUCUCACCGCAAGAUGAGCAUUGAACGGAAUCAUUCCAAUUAGAGAGGAGAGUACGCGAGUAUCUGACAGAUUGAGACAGCGACAGGAAGCCAUGCGGCACCCAUCGCGUGCCUAGGAUCUCUGACUACUCCACGGAGAGACACUCCGCCGCAGACAUGCCCAGGACUGUGAGUCAGCACUCAGCGCCCUCAGACAUGAAGUGCCCGUCAAUUGCAUUUCUCUUCCUGCUGCUGCUCCUGCUGCUGGCCCUGCUCUGUGGCCCGCAUCACGCAUACGCCCUGGAGGUGGUGGAGGGGGGGCCACUGCGGGAGAGCAACUGCCACGACAGCCACAACGGUUUCGAUAUCUAUCCCAAUCCCAAUCCAUCUUUGAUGCCCGCGACCCUGCCACCGACACUGGCACCCACUCCUGCGCCCUCGCCCUCGCCCUCGCCCUCGCCCUGGAAGUGUUGCUGCUGGAAUGCAUCUAAUCAAAGCGAAGAGGUGGAAUGCCGCUGCGAAGGAGCGGAACUCACCCGUGUGCCCCAAACCCUGAAGCUCCCCAUUCAGCGGCUAACUAUCGCCUCGACGGGCCUGCCACGCCUCCGCUCCACGGGACUGAAGGUUUAUGCCCCCACAUUACUCGAUGUGGCCUUCACCGACUGUCUGCAGCUGGAAUUGAUACAGGACGGCGCUUUCUCUAACUUGACUCUGCUGCGAACAAUCUACAUUUCGAAUGCACCCAAACUGACCUUCCUGUCUAGGGACGUGUUUGCUGGCAUUUCGGGCACUGUUGAAAUCAUACGCAUCAUUAACAGCGGACUAACCAGCGUUCCGGACUUGAGUCACCUGCCGCCGUAUAACAUUUUGCAAAUGAUAGAUCUCGAUAACAAUCAAAUCACUCGAAUAGAUACUAAAUCCAUAAAAGUAAAGACUGCCCAAUUCAUUUUGGCCAACAAUGACAUAAGCUACGUAGAUGAUUCGGCUUUCUUUGGCUCAAAGAUAGCCAAACUCUCUCUGAAGGACAAUCGAAAGCUCAGCGAAAUGCAUCCGAAUGCAUUCCACGGCAUCAUAGACAUAACAGAACUUGAUCUCUCUAGCACUGCGCUUGUGGGACUGCCAUCAGCUGGACUGCAGACCAUCGAAGCCCUGUACAUCCAGAACACGCACACUCUCAAGACGAUACCCUCCAUAUACAAUUUUCGGAACCUGCAGCGGGCGUACCUCACCCACUCGUUCCACUGCUGCGCCUUCCAGUUCCCGUCGCGGCACGACCCGGAGCGACACGCGCAACGCAUUCGAGAGAUCGAGAAAUGGCGGGAGCUGUGCAACAUCGAGCGCUUGGCCCGCAAGUCGGAGAGAACCACAAAUGACUCCUCCGGGGAGGGCAGGGGAUGGCAGGAGGAGAUGCCGGAGGAUUUUGGCACCUUUGACACCGACAGCCUGUCCGGGGAGACGGCUCCCAGCCUCUAUGCCUCGUUCGACUACAUGGCGGAUACGACCAUCAACUUGGGCCAAUUUCACGAGCAGAUCACCCUCAACCCGGACGACGAACAGUCUGCCGAGUACUGCGGAAAUUUCACCUUCAGGAAACCCAGUGUGGAGUGCUACCCCAUGCCCAAUGCCCUGAACCCCUGCGAAGACGUGAUGGGCUAUCAGUGGCUGAGAAUCUCGGUUUGGAUAGUGGUCGCCCUGGCGGUCGUUGGUAAUGUGGCGGUGCUGACAGUAAUACUAUCGAUUCGACCCGAGUCGGCGUCGGUGCCGCGAUUUCUCAUGUGCCAUUUGGCCUUUGCCGACCUCUGCCUGGGGCUCUACCUGCUGCUGGUGGCCUGCAUCGAUGCCCAUUCCAUGGGAGAGUUCUUCAACUAUGCCUACGACUGGCAAUACGGGGUGGGCUGCAAAGUAGCCGGAUUCCUCACGGUUUUCGCCAGUCAUUUGUCGGUGUUCACGCUGACCGUGAUUACAAUCGAGCGAUGGCUGGCGAUUACACAGGCCAUGCACCUGAACCAUCGCAUCAAGUUGCGCCCGGCGGCGAUAAUCAUGCUGGCCGGCUGGAUUUACUCAGUGCUAAUGUCCUCGCUGCCAUUGUUUGGCAUCAGCAAUUAUUCGUCGACCAGCAUUUGCUUGCCGAUGGAAAACCGCGACGGAUACGACACUGCCUACCUUAUUGCCAUACUCGGGUGCAACGGUGUCGCCUUCUCCAUCAUAGCCGUGUGCUAUGCUCAGAUCUAUCUAUCGCUGGGCCGCGAGACGCGUCACGCCCGCCAGAAGAAUCCGGGAGAGAUGAGUGUGGCCAAGAAAAUGGCACUGCUGGUCUUUACCAACUUUGCCUGCUGGUCGCCCAUUGCCUUCUUUGGCCUCACCGCCCUGGGGGGCUAUCCGCUGAUCAACGUUACCAAAUCCAAGAUAUUACUAGUAUUCUUCUAUCCAUUGAACUCGUGCGCGGAUCCCUAUCUGUAUGCCAUACUAACGUCGCAGUAUCGCCAGGACCUGUUCACCCUGCUGUCGAAAUUAGGUUUCUGCCGUCAGAGCGCUUUAAAGUACAAGCACAGCACCUCCAUCCAGGCCACCUCGCGCUUCACCAUCCACGGAUCCAUCCAGCGGCACGGAUCACUCAACUGCAAGAUGCAGCAGCCGACGCUCCUGGGCGUGGAGACACAGAGUAUGCUGAAGAGCAGCGAGGACUACGUUUAAACUGAAGCUUAUGUAUUCUGAAUACACCUGUUCUUCUACCUGUUUGUGAUAUAUGUAUACAUUGUAUCUGUAAUCUUUUAGCUCUCUCUACACUAAUUGUAGUUCUGUUACGUUACGUUAAGUUUUUUGUUAGCUGUGCCAGUAUUGUUGCAUCCUCCCAUUACCUAUUGCAAAUAUUGUACCCUCUAAGACUAAAGGUUUCUAAGAUUAAGGUUCCUUUUAAAGUUAUCUGAUGCCUAAAGCGUAAAGUAUUUCUAAAGUUUUCAAUGGAUUACCAUGGAAUAUGCUAUGCUGUAUACGAUUGUUGUUGUGCAUAUUCAAAUAUAUCGUUCAAAUGUGACGUUCAA
This is a messenger RNA of Drosophila pseudoobscura, 3169 nucleotides long. It is a transcript of the gene Lgr1, whose product is annotated as Leucine-rich repeat-containing G protein-coupled receptor 1. The transcript has 17 exons. Gene Ontology annotation, cellular component: plasma membrane. The record is from RefSeq and is a predicted model, not a curated record. Gene Ontology annotation, molecular function: protein-hormone receptor activity; protein binding; G protein-coupled peptide receptor activity. Bases 306 to 2822 code for a protein of 838 amino acids. Lineage: Eukaryota; Metazoa; Arthropoda; Insecta; Diptera; Drosophilidae. Gene Ontology annotation, biological process: adenylate cyclase-activating G protein-coupled receptor signaling pathway; activation of adenylate cyclase activity; hormone-mediated signaling pathway.